Molecule: messenger RNA, 1545 nt
Organism: Notolabrus celidotus (New Zealand spotty)
Lineage: Eukaryota; Metazoa; Chordata; Actinopteri; Labriformes; Labridae
Gene: mpg
Product: N-methylpurine DNA glycosylase
Exons: 3
Coding region: 421-1326 (301 amino acids)
Biological process (GO): base-excision repair
Molecular function (GO): alkylbase DNA N-glycosylase activity; DNA binding
Source: RefSeq, a predicted model, not a curated record
GUGGAUGUUGUGGCGGCGCCAUCUUGCCUGCAGUAGGGUACUCUUGGUUAAAUUAGGAAAAGUCAUGAAAUAUGAAGCCAAAAAAAAUUAUGUUAGUCAUUAAUUUAGAGACAUUAUACAUUGAAUGGGGUCCAAUUGACCCCAAGGAUAAUGGAAGGGUUGAAAUAAAAAUCAAAGAAGUUUAAUUCUUAUGUAAAAAGCAAUAAUUUUACACUCGAGGAACUGCAGUUGCAGGCUGACACGUUGCGCGGUCCCUUUAAGAGAUGCAACACUAUCAUCAGCUUCCUACUUCCUGGUUGCGUUAGCAUUGAGUUACGUUCAGAAUCAGCUUGCUUAUGUAUUAAACGGUGUAAACAGUCUAAAAACACAUCUGACAGAUAUACAGGGACUUUUUAGGGCCUAAGUGUUUCGCGGUAUAUUAUGUCUGGAAGAAAAAGAAAGAUGGUAGCUCUGACAGCAGCAGUGGCACCUAAACUCGAUGUAAACAAACAUAAAAACCGAAGAGAUUUAACGCUGAAGAAGCCCAUUCAUAGUGAAAGUGCUGAGACAGACCGAAGCCAUUACUUUACGCCCAAGACUGACCUGCAGCACAGACUGGGAGAGGGAUUUUUCAACCAACCGUGCAUCACUUUGGCCAAAGAACUCCUGGGCAAGGUGCUGGCGCGCACCUGUGCAGAUGGUACUGAGCUGCGAGGGAGGAUAGUGGAAACUGAAGCCUACCUCGGAGGAGAGGACAAAGCCUCACACUCAGCCGGAGGCAAACGCACCGAGAGGAACACGGCCAUGUUCAUGAAGCCGGGCACAAUCUACGUGUAUCCGAUCUAUGGCAUCUACCUCUGUAUGAAUGUGUCCAGUGAAGGGGAGGGUGCUGCCGUGCUGCUGCGCUCUCUGGAGCCCCUGCAGGGUCUUCCCACCAUGAAGCAGCUGAGGUCGGCCAGACGCAAAGAGGGAGCCCGGCAACUGAAGGACAAAGAACUCUGCAACGGGCCUUCCAAGCUGUGCCAGGCUCUGGAUAUACCCCGCUGUUUUGACCGUCGAGACCUCGCCUCGGAUCCAGAGGUGUGGCUGGAGAGGGACCCAAACAGCGAUCCAGCUGAUAAUAAAGAUAUUGUAUCAGCACCACGUGUUGGAAUUGAGUCCCAUGGAGAAUGGGCCAAGAAGCCGUGGCGGUUUUAUCUUCUUGGACAUCCCUGUGUUAGCGUAGUGAAUAAAGAGGCAGAAAGAGAGUCUCUGUCUGGAAAUGUAAUGAACAAUUUGGGUCCCUCAGAUGUAGAGUCUGACAGAGGACAGCGCAAUGUCAUACGGACUUCACAGGAACAUCACUGAAACUGUUUUGCCAUCUGUUUCCUUUGUGAGCUUCACUGUUCAGCCAGGAUUAAGACGUAUGAAUCUCAAUCUGGUCAGCUGGUGCAGAUUACUCCUCAAACAAAUGAAAUAGAUUUAAAUAAUUUAAAAAUGUUUAUAGUUUUGUACAUUAAAAUCGUAGGAAAACCUUAAAGGCUCUUUCAAAAUAGAAUGCAUCGAAAAUAAAUCAAAUGUUUCUCA